AAGCCAUAUUUUACAAGACAUCACUCACGCGCGUCAGUUUGCUUUCGGUUUUGUCAGCAUGGACGCGCUUCUGCACGGAUUUGUCGGAUAUCAAUAAAACGAUAAUCCAACAAUGUUAAACAUGCUGUUCCUUGUUAUUUAUUCCCAACUCUUUGCCUGGAUGAACAACACAUUUAAAUUAGAAUAUUCAAUUCCGAUUGCAGUAGCUGCUUUGGGAAUCUGUGCCUGUAUAAUUAUCAAGCGUUAUUUAUUGUAUCGUGAAGAAAAGCACUUGGAGGGAUUUUACUAUUUUGCUCAGAAAAUCAUUCUAGGGAUUUUCUUCAUGCUUCACCUAAUAUUAAGUUUGCUGUAUGUAAGUGUGAUUUUAGAAAAUGACAAAGGACGACCUGUAAAGAUCUGCGAGUUUGUGUUUGUCUACAUUCUGACUGUCACAUUGCUGUUUCGAUUCUGGAAACGGGAACAUUUAUUUGCCAAACCCCGUAAAUAUGUAUAUUUAUCAGGGGCUUUUGGUCUCCCUCUCCUGAAUUCUGUUGCCCUGGCUGUAGUAUUAAUACUCAACGCAGACACAGGAAAACAGCCACUGGAUCUACGACUGAUUGUCCUGAUUUCUGGGUCUGUCUCCCUCUUUGGCUGGUUUUUUAUAGAGAUGUCUGCAUACUGGUUGGCCAAAAAAGAAAAAAUAAAAGAACUGUUGGGUUUGGUUGAGAGACACCAAGAUCCUGAACCAGACCAGGAGAUGGAAGACUGCUCAUAUUCAUCUAGCUCCGUUGGAUCAAACACAAACGAGGGAUCACAUGACAAUGAGGAGACUGAAGCAUUGUCCCACACUGAUCCCAAUGGACCAAACACAAAGGAGGGAUCACAUGACAAUCAGGAAAUGGAGGCAUCAUCACCUGCUGAUCACAAUGAACCAAACCCAGAGGAGGUAUUACUGGGGGAGAAGAACACUGAAGGCUGAAGGAUCUAUAGAGUUUAAUUUGAUGUGUUUUGCCCAAGUUUACCAGGUCCUGUUGGAUCAACAAGUUACUCGUGUUAGCAGUCAUCAGACUAUUGAUGCUUUUUUACACUUGACUAUCUGAAGACUUGAGGGACUUUGCUGGGUAGCAGAUUUCCAGGACAUUUCUAGGACCAGCUGCACAUGCAUAUAAGCAGAUGUUCAUCUACAGAGCAGCACCCUGGGAAGGACCAUUAUGUUGUACCUAUAGUCUAAGGAUAAAAUCAGCUGUGAAGAUCAAUACAGGGUCCUUCAUGUCAUCCUGUUUCUUCAAAACUGAACUUUGUAUACUAUACUUUUGUUAUAUGGAACUCAAAAAGAUAUUUCUCAGAAUAUCUGCUUAUUAUAAAAGGUUAUUUACUUCAUUUGAAGAGACAUUGCUUAGCAAAACAUUGUAUUACUGGAAAGUUAGUCACAAGCAAAGUGGUUUCAGGACAAUAUUUCAGAAACAUUCCUGUGUAAAUAUUUGACAUUGUUUGAUGAUUAUCUUACUUACCUUUGUUUGUUGUUUUCAGUGUUGAAAUGUAUAGUUUACUGACAAUGAGGGCAGUGUGUGGCUCAGUGAGCAGUGAUCCUCUGUGUCUGUGAUCAAAAAGUCACCAGUCUGACCCCAGCCUCAGCACAUCUGCAGGUGCUUGAGCAGGGCCCUUAACCCCCAGCUCCCUGGGUGCUGCUAUGGGUGGCUGCCAGCUCACUCUCACCUACAGAGAGCAGGAUGGGGCAGGUGUAAAGAGAAUUUCCCCACAGGGACCAAUAAAGUAUCUAUUAUUAUUCUGGAUAAAUCUUCACUGCUCACAGUCUUCAGUUUCAGAAUGAUUAUUGUGACAUGCUGUGUUUAAGCUCGACUUCUUGUUUCUGUAAUUAUGUCACUGCUAACUGGGGUGCAGCAUCAACUAUUGCAUGUUUAUGAUGUCACAAUAUACACAUAAAAUAAACUAUUAUUUAAGAAAUAUUCCUUGGAACAAUAAACUGUGGAAAACCGUGAAUUUACAAUAUUUUCCUUGAGACUUGAAGGAAGAGUCUUAACUUGACGGAAAAUGUGCCGGUAAUUUUCUGCCAGUACAUUUUCUGUUUUAUGGCGUUUUUUUUUUUUUUUUUUUUUUUUUUACAGUGUGGAUGAGGUAGGAAUGGUGUUUGCAUGUUCAUGUGUGUGUUAAACUUGUAUAGCUUUACUGUAGCCUUGCUGGUGUGGAAGACAAACGGCGGUGGAUGGGAGCAGCUGAAAACAUCGCUUUUCUUCACCUUUCAGCUUGUUGAACAGCUGGUUUGGUUAAGGACUCUCGC
Molecule: messenger RNA, 2278 nt
Organism: Brienomyrus brachyistius
Lineage: Eukaryota; Metazoa; Chordata; Actinopteri; Osteoglossiformes; Mormyridae
Exons: 12
Coding region: 113-958 (281 amino acids)
Source: RefSeq, a predicted model, not a curated record